Molecule: messenger RNA, 1161 nt
Organism: Saccostrea echinata
Lineage: Eukaryota; Metazoa; Mollusca; Bivalvia; Ostreida; Ostreidae
Product: L-xylulose reductase-like
Exons: 7
Coding region: 75-809 (244 amino acids)
Biological process (GO): glucose metabolic process; xylulose metabolic process
Molecular function (GO): L-xylulose reductase (NADPH) activity; carbonyl reductase (NADPH) activity
Source: RefSeq, a predicted model, not a curated record
AAUAUAAUUUAGUCGGGAUCGAAAUUCUGACUUUCUAACACAACGACGAGGAAAUUCGACCGAGAAUCGGUGAAAUGGAAAUACAGUUUUCAGGAAAAAGAGCUCUUGUCACUGGUGCAGGAAAAGGAAUUGGAAGAGCUAUUGCAAAGAAGCUUGCGGAAUGUGGAGCAGAAACAAUUGCUUUGAGUCGAACCAAGGCAGAUCUGGAUAAUCUACAGAAAGAGGUUCCCCAGAUCCUUACUGUACAGUGUGACGUGGUGGACUAUGAAGCCACACGGAAAGCUAUCCUUGACCUUGGUCCAAUCCAUCUCCUGGUCAACAAUGCCGGCAUCUCACGAAUAGGCAACUUCCUGGAUUUCCCCAUGAAAGAUUUUGAAGAUGUUUAUAAUGUGAACACGAAGGCAUUGUUUAACAUUUCUCAGGUUGUAGCUAAGGGUAUGGUAGAAAGAGGACAAGGUGGCUCCAUAGUAAAUAUUUCUAGUGUGGCAUCUAGUCGGGCUCUCGAUGAUCAUAUUGCCUACUGUUCUAGUAAAGCUGCAGUGGACUCCAUGACUAAAGUGAUGGCCCUGGAGCUUGGAAAGCACAAGAUCCGUGUAAAUAGCGUAAACCCUACCGUAACCUGGACAGAUAUGGCAGUGUAUGCAUGGAGUGACCCAGCCAAAUCAGCACCCAUGUUAGCCAAAAUCCCAAUGGGAAAAUUUGUAGAGGUAGAGGAUGUGGUUAACACAGUUUUGUUUUUAUUGAGUGACAAAAGUGCCAUGACAUCAGGACAACAUAUCGUACUGGACGGAGGGCUGUCUGUCUGGUGAUCGUCAUCUACCGUGGGACAUUCAUGGAUGACCUUGAAAGUUCGACUUGUAUUUACUAAUCAGCACACCUGUUAGUAACCGGAAAAAGUUACGUGAUUGACAGCACAAAUUUACAGAAUCAUUGCAAGUAAUUACAUGUAUGUUGAUUGAUGUUAAUCAUCAAAAGGAAUUAAGGAUGACAUUGCCUCUCCAUGAUGAUGGACCGUGAUAGACUUGAUCUUUUGUUAUUUUGUUGAAUAUAAUGAUUGUUGAGAAUAAUGAUCUUUGUUGAUGAUUGGUGUAAUGAUAACAAGUUCAUAUACAUGUAUAUAUAGUAUAUUUAUUAUGUAUGCAUAAAAUAGUACAAGCCAAA